AUGGAAUCUCCCGGGUACUUCUCUCAACCCAUCACCGCCAUCGACGAAAGCGCCACCAUCAACCAACUUAUCAAACAAACCAAAAAUCAGCAACCCACAACGCCUCGACGAAAUUUUUCAAACCCCCGCCCCAGGUAUCCAAUCUCGGAAAAGCACCUAGCCAUCGGCGUCAUCGUCUUCCUUCAACAAAAAUUCGCAUGUCAAAAGAAUUGUUCUUGCGUACUUCCUGACUGCCAGCGCCCCCAGCUCGACGCGAAAGGAUACAACCAUCCUGCCGUGGUUCUCGACAUUCGGGAUAACCGUUCCAAUGGAGGAGAACUCACAGCGUUGUGCUGCACUAUCUCAGCAAACCCACAACCGAACCCAGAAGAAAGGGCCAGCAACUUCACCAUUACCCAUAUCCCAAAAGGAAAAGGGGAAUCACCAACCACCGCCCCAAACGGAGCAACCGUUCUUUACCUCGAACCUGAGAGCACCAUGUACAAAAAAUCACACGUCUACGACUCUCACGUCUACGCCAUUCCGGUCUCGCAGCUCAUCAAUUUCGGCAAUCCACUUCAAAACCGCCUUACCAAGGAGAGUUACAAAGCUUUGGUCGCCAACUUCAAGCCUAUCGUCCCUCGAAAGUGGAUCAAAACCGCCAAACUCACUGCAGGAGAAAGUUGCUCAGCAGCUCUUUCAUCAUGUCUCCUAAUACCAGCUCCUGCACCUGUUCCAGCACCUGUUCCAGCACCUCUCCCAGCAGCACUCCCAGUCGAGCUCCAGAAAACCAUCGAUGCCCUACUCCAGUAUCUCACGAAAGAACAAGUCCUCGAAGCAGUCCCUGAGAUGACCGAAGUGUAUCCACAGCUGCUCCAGGUCCUCGCCUGA
Molecule: messenger RNA, 870 nt
Organism: Hyaloscypha bicolor E
Lineage: Eukaryota; Fungi; Ascomycota; Leotiomycetes; Helotiales; Hyaloscyphaceae
Exons: 2
Coding region: 1-870 (289 amino acids)
Source: RefSeq, a predicted model, not a curated record